Salarias fasciatus (jewelled blenny) is the source of this 13280-nucleotide messenger RNA. RefSeq names its product hemicentin 2 (gene hmcn2). The record is from RefSeq and is a predicted model, not a curated record. The transcript has 81 exons. Lineage: Eukaryota; Metazoa; Chordata; Actinopteri; Blenniiformes; Blenniidae. Gene Ontology annotation, molecular function: calcium ion binding. The coding region runs from base 1 to 12606 and encodes 4201 amino acids.
AUGAGGGCUUGUUUGGUGAAGUGCCUGCUCCUGGUGCUCUGUGCGAGCGCGCGCAGGCUGCUGGUGCUGGCAGACCCCCGGCUGGAGGCAGCUGAUGAGUCCGCUGACAGCGCCUCGACCCUGGCCUUUGUGUUCGACGUUACCGGCUCCAUGUACGACGAUCUGAAACAGGUGAUCGAUGGCGCCUCGCGGAUCCUGGAGAAGACCCUCAGCCGGAGGAUCAGACCGAUCAAAAACUUUGCCCUGGUGCCUUUCCACGACCCAGAUAUUGGCCCGGUGUCCAUUACCACUGACCCGCAGAAGUUCCAGCAGGAUCUGCAGGAGCUGUUUGUCCAGGGUGGGGGCGACUGCCCUGAAAUGAGCAUCGGAGCCAUAAAGAAAGCCCUGGAGGUUUCCCUGCCUGGAUCCUUCAUCUAUGUCUUCACUGACGCCAGAGCCAAAGACUACCGCCUGAAGAGAGACGUUCUGCAACUGGUGCAACUCCGCCAGUCACAGGUGGUCUUUGUCUUGACCGGGGACUGCGGGGACCGCUCCCAGCCUGGCUACAGGGCCUACGAGGAGAUCGCUGCCACCUCGUCUGGACAGAUUUUUCACCUGGACAAACAGCAAGUCAAUGAGGUUCUGAAGUGGGUAGAGGAGACAGUUCAGGCCAUGAAAGUCCACCUGCUUUCCUCCAACCAUGACAGCGCACAGGAAAACAAAUGGGAAGUCCCCUUUGACCCGAGCCUCCGAGAGGUCACCGUGUCCCUCAGCGGGCCGGCACCGCAGAUCGAGCUCAGCGACCCCUUUGGUCGGGUGGUUGGUGUCGAGCAGGGUCUCCAGGAGCUGUUAAAUAUUCCCAAUUCUGCUCGUGUCAUAAACCUUAAGUUUCCCCGACCCGGAGCUUGGAAACUGAAGGUUAGCUGCAGUGGGCGUCACACUCUGAGGGUUACAGGCGUCAGCAGUCUGGACUUCCGGGCUGGUUUUUCCCAUGUACCCGUUUCAGAGUUUAACCAAACCAGAGAGAGACCAGUAAAAGGACUUCCAUCCCACAUGCUGUUAAAAUGCACUGGCCUGAAGCCUCCAGGUCAUCUGAGCCAUGUGGAGCUCAUGUCGGGGUCGGGCCGUUCUUUGCGCACUAUUCCCAUCCCUUUGCCCUCUGACCUCGGCCAACAAGGGCUGUGGAGUCUCCCGGAAAUCCGCACCCCUCCCCAGAGCUUCUUCAUCAAGGUGACAGGCAAAGACGAGGAGGGCUACCGUUUCCAAAGGCUCUCUAGUGUCUCCUUCACCAACAUCAUUCCAGAUCCCCCAGCCGUGAAGAUGGCCGACGUGGUGAACGGCUACUACAUGCAGCCGGCUGCCAUAAGCUGUGCGGUGCAGAGUGACGUUCCCUACAGGUUGCGAUUCGUUAGAAGUGGGGUUACUCUCGGAGACGAGAAGUUAUUCCAAAACUCAGCCAUCACGUCUUGGGAGAUCGCUGCUGCAUCAGCGCAGGAUGAAGGCUUGUAUGAAUGCGUAGCACAGAGCAGCGCGGGACAAGGACGGGCCUCGACAAAGUUCACUGUCAGAGAGCCUCCUCCGGUCCUGAAGCCUGCAGUGAACGUGACGUCCUCCGUGGGCGGCGUGGCGGUGCUGUCCUGCCAGGUGGUGGGCUCCAUGCGCCACAACCUGACCUGGCAUCGGGCGGGCCGUGCCGUCCGGGCCCGGGCGGGGAGGGUGAAGCUACUGCCCGACUCGUCGCUGCAGAUCAGUGGGGUGCGGACUCAAGAUGCGGGGGAGUACCACUGCGUGGCCGCCAACUCCCACGGAGACACCAGCAUCACCGUGUGGCUAAUUGUCCCAGAGGCUCCUUCUGUGGUCGUUCACCCUCAGACCCAGGCCUUCUCCCGAGGGGAUGAGAUCCGCCUGGUCUGCUCGGCGUCCGGCUCCCCCCCUCCCCAGCUCUUCUGGAGCCAUGGAAACAUGUUUCUAACUAAUCGGCCGAGGUUGAGUCUAAAUCAGCACGGAGUCCUGACCAUCAGAGGCGCCCUCCCAGAGGAUGCUGGGAACUACACAUGUCUGGCAACCAAUGAAGCCGGGACGGCUUCUCAGUCUGCAUCACUCACUUAUUCUGAGGUGCCAAGAAUAACGGUGGUACAGCAGGUUGUACUUGUAUCUGUUGGUGGGGAUGCAACUUUAGAGUGCCAAGCCACGGGCAUCCCUCCUCCCCUCGUCCACUGGUUCAAAGGUGAGCUGGAGGUGGGCUCGGCUCCUUUCGUCCAGCAGGAUGUGCACCGCGGCUCCCUACACAUACGAGGCGUGCAGGAGGUGGACGCCGGUCAGUACCGCUGCGUGGCCAGCAGCUCGGCCGGAACCUCCGCUGGCUCCGUCCGUCUGGAGGUUGGAGCGGGCCCAUUGUUCUCCGAGGCACCGGUCGACACGACGGCUAACGUGGGCGAGAACAUCACCCUCCCUUGUAGCGUGAGAGGUUUUCCGCAGCCGACGGUCACCUGGCGCCGGCAAGAUGGCCGACAGAUUCUCAGGAGCCCGGACGGCCACAGUCGAACGAUGCAGCUGGAGAAUGGACAUCUUUUAAUCCAGAGUGUCUGGCUGGAUGAUGAAGGUCUUUACAUCUGUGAGGCCAAGAACCAAUUUGGAACCAUUACGACCGAGGCCAGAGUUAGUGUCACUGGACUGGAGCCUCCCCUCCUGGCCCAGGCCGCUCCCGUCAUCACGACUGGCAUUGGUCAGUCCCUCAGUAUUCCCUGCAUGCUUCUGGAGGGGAUACCUCUUCCAGAAAGACACUGGUCUCGAGAUGGAAAACCUGUCCGGCUGAAUGGGAGGAUGUUCUUGAGGAGUGAUGGAAGUUUGUACAUUGAAAGAGCCAUCCCAGAAGACACUGGGAGGUAUGUCUGCACUGCGGUGAAUGUGGCGGGCUCCAUGGACAUCACAGUCGACCUGGAGGUCCAAGUGCCCCCGGAGAUCAGCGCCGGUCCGUACCACUACAUAGCCAACGAGGGCGUAGCGAUCGCACUGUCAUGUGAGGCCAGCGGAGUUCCCAAGCCAGAUGUUGUCUGGUCCAAGGGGAGGCACCCUGUGCCCAGGGAGCAUUCGUCCCUUCAUCCCGACCCUGACGGAUCCCUCCACAUCCCCCAGCCCACCGCUGACGAUGCGGGGAUCUACGUCUGCACCGCCACCAGUCCUGUGGGCUACGCCAGCCGAGAGAUCCAGCUCAGUGUCAACACGAUGCCAAAAAUCAUGGGUGUGAGUGGCCAUGACAACGCGGUCAAGAUGGCGGCAGAGGUGGGGACAGAGGUCGUGCUCCCGUGUGAGGCCGAGGGAAGUCCGUCUCCGCUGGUCACAUGGAGCAGGAACGGGCAUCCCAUCCCCCCCGUCACAGCUGGGUUCACUGUUUUGCCCUCAGGCUCUCUGAAGAUCACUGAUGUGCGUCUGAUUGACAGUAAACUGUACACCUGCACCGCCGAAAACCCGGCAGGCAACGUGUCUCUGAGCUACAGUUUACACAUUCAAGCCAAGCCCAGGAUUCAGCCAGCGCCUCCGCUCCUCAAAGCCCUGAUCGGCCAAACCGUGACUCUGCCCUGUGUGGUCCAGGGCGAGCCCAGCCCUCAGAUCAGCUGGUUUCACAACGGACGACCUGUUGGGGUGAAGAAUACCUCCCCCCUGAGGAUCCAGCAGGCCGGACUGACGGACCAGGGCACCUACCGAUGUGUGGCCAAGAACGACGCCGGAGAAGAGACUCUGGACAUCAAGCUGGAAAUUCUAGAGGCCCCGUCGUUUGCAGAACCUGGAGAUGCCAUCAUGGAGAAAGUAGCGAGCAGCAAGGUCACCAUCCCCUGCCCUGCUGGAGGUUCACCGCGUCCAAAGGUGCGCUGGUUUAAGAACGGCCUGGAGAUAUACCCCGAACAGUCAGAGUUUUCUGUGGCGAGGGAUGGAGCUCUUGUAAUUAGCACGGCAUCUGCCAGCCACAGUGGGGACUUCAAGUGUGUUGCAACCAACGAGGCGGGCUCUGUUGAGAGAAAGACGAGGCUAAAAGUGAACGUUCCCCCGGAGAUCCAGGAUGACGGCCAGCCCCUGAACCUCACCGUCACUCUGAAGCAGCCUCUCACGCUGGGCUGCGAUGCCUUCGGGAUCCCCUCUCCAGUCAUCACCUGGACGAAAGACGGUCAUCAUGUGGACAGCCCUGGGGUGUAUCUGCAGAACGGAAACCGGCUGCUCAGAAUCUACAGAGUUCAGCCUGAACAUGCAGGACGAUUUGCAUGUACGGCUCAAAACUCAGCUGGAGAAGCCAGAAGAGAAUACACCAUAGUGGUGCAAGCUCCGCCAGUGAUCUCUGGAGCAUCUCGACUGCAGGAGUUAACGGUAGUCCUGGGACAGGAGGUGGAGUUCCAGUGUCGGGUGAGCGGGCGACCGGCCCCCCGAGUGGAGUGGAGCCGCGACGGAGAGGUUCUGUCCCGUGACGGGGACCCUCAUGUGGAGUUCUUGGAAGACGGCCAGGUGCUGAAGGUGAAGUCAGUGAGACUGAGGGACCAGGGCCUCUACCAGUGUCUGGCCAGCAACAACGCAGGAACUCAGAUGCGCCAGUUCAGGCUCACCGUGCAAGCUCCGCCGAACAUUAAAGGGCCGAGCGACACGUCCGAGGUGUCGGUGGUGCUCGGCUUCCCCACAGUGCUCUCCUGUGAUGUUGAGGGCUCGCCCACUCCCACCAUCACCUGGCUGAAGGACAAUCAGCCCAUCGUGUCCACUCCCCAGCUGACGUACAGCCGUGGCGGGCGGGCGCUGCAGCUGGGCUCGGCGCGGGGAGACAGCAGUGGCCUCUACACCUGCAGAGCCACCAACCCCGCCGGCACGGCUGUCAAGCACUACUCCCUGACAGUUCUGGUCCCACCACAGAUAGAAGGGGAAUCUACGUCUCUAACGUUCGGUGGUCAGGGAGAGAAAGUACGGAUCAAUGAGAGUUUGACUCUGUCCUGUCUGGCCAAAGGUUUCCCUGAGCCCAAAGUCCAGUGGUUCAAAGAUGGACAGUUGCUGAGUGGAGACCUCCAUGCCGGCAUUAAGAAGAACGGCCACCUCCUGCAGAUACAAAAUGCUACAAUGUCCCACGAGGGACAAUACACCUGCGUUGUGACCAACUCUGCAGGAGAAGACAAGAGAGACUUCCACGUCACCAUCCAAGUCCCUCCAGUCUUCCAUCGGGUGACAAACAGGGAAGCGGCCUGGGGUUUGGGCCAUGACGGUGACGAUGAGGACAUGGUGGAUAAACGGGAGGUUGUGCUAGGCCAUUCGGUCAGCCUGUCCUGUGAGAGUAACGCUAUCCCGCCACCCAAGCUCAGCUGGUACAGGGACGGACGUAAACUCAGCUCUGCUGACGGAGUGGUGCUGCUUCCAGGUGGGCAGGUGCUCCAAAUCAGUCGUGUGCAGAAGGAGGAUGCGGGAAAGUACACAUGUGAGGCUGUUAAUGAGGCAGGCGAGGACCACAUGCACUUUGAGCUGGAAAUUCUCAUCCCUCCAGUUAUUAUGGGAGCGUCGGAGGAGUUUAUGGAGGAAAUGGGAGCUGUGGUGAACAGUACUGUGGUCCUGCAUUGUGACGUGAGCGGACAUCCGGCUCCGGUCGUCUCCUGGAUGAGAGACGGGCUGCCGGUUCUCUCCGACUCACAGCACCACAUCAGCGAGGAUGGGAGUCAACUCAAGCUGCUCAGCGUCCAGGUCUCGGACAUGGCGGGGUACUUGUGUGUCGCCGAGAACAAGGUUGGAACCGUUGAGAAGCUCUUCAGUCUGACGGUGCAAGUUCCACCUAAAGUAACUGGUCUUAAGGAGGAGACCGUCAGUGUGAUCGAGGGUCACAUGGUGUCACUACUGUGUGACGUUCAAGCGUACCCUCCUCCAGAGAUCACCUGGACCAGAGAUGGACAGAUCCUCCACUUCAGCACAGGCGUUCACAUUCUGCCAGGUGGCCAGAUGCUGCAGUUACCCCGAGCUCGACUGGAAGACGCUGGACAGUAUGUGUGCACAGCCACCAACUCAGCAGGCCAGGAUCAGAAGAGUAUUAUCCUCAAAGUUUAUGUCCUGCCCACCCUGAAGCCCCGGCACGAUGCUGAGUCCGACUCCGUGACCCCUCACGUCGGCUCCUCGGUCACGUUGAGCUGCGAAGCCCGCGGCGUCCCCGAGCCCGAGGUCACAUGGUACAAAAACGGGCUGCAACUGGCUGCUGGAAACGGGGUGAAGAUAGAUCGCCACCAGCUGGAAAUCCUGGGAGUUCAGAUGGCAGAUGGAGGCGUCUACACCUGCAAAGUGUCCAACGUGGCUGGUCAGGUGGACAGGACGUUCAGGAUGGCAGUUCAUGUUCCACCUGUACUGGAAGGGCCUCUUCAAGAGUCAUUGAAUUACACCCUGGGCUCUCACGUGGCCCUGCUGUGUGAAGCCACCGGGGUCCCGGUCCCCAGCAUCACUUGGCUCAAAGACGGAACUCCUAUCGAGAGCAGCCUGCAGUGGCAGUGGUCCAUUCGGGGGAACCGGCUGGAGCUGGGCCCUCUCAGCCUGUCUCACGCCGGAACCUACAGCUGCGUGGCAAAGAACAGCGAGGGGCAAACCCAGAGGGACUACCGGCUCACCGUGCAGGUGUCGCCCACUAUCCUGGACUCGGACCGGCCGUCGGAUGUGAGUGCAGCCAUGGGAGAGACGCUGACCCUGGAGUGCAGAGCGAGUGGAGUACCGACGCCUCAACUCAGCUGGCUGAAAGACGGAGUACCUUUAAAGGGAUCAGACGUCCGUCACAUUGACAUCACCCCUGAUGGCAGCUCGCUGACCUUACUGAGGCUGAGCUCCGAGGAUUCUGGGACGUACACCUGCUUGGCUGUGAGUCCAGCUGGCCAGGAGAGCAAACUUUACACCCUCUUUGUUCUGGUCCCUCCGUCUAUUUCUGGUGAGACCGCCGUCCCCAGAGAGGUGCAGGUCACUCAGGACAGCGCGGUGACGCUGGAGUGCCAGGCGGCGGGAAACCCUCCGCCGCAGAUCAGCUGGCUGAAGAACGGCCGUCCGCUGCUGCUGUCCCCCCGAGCACGCCUCCUCUCCGGAGACACCAAGCUGAGGAUUUCUCCAGUGCAGCUGUCUGACUCUGGAGUGUACACGUGCGCGGCUCGCAGUCGAGCCGGCCUCGCUGAGCUGAGCUAUGACGUUCAAGUCCAAGUGCCCCCUGGAGUGGAUCACGUUGAACCGGUGGAGCCGGUGACAGUAGUCCAGGGAUCCUUGGUGACGCUGACCUGCGAAGCGCGUGGCGUUCCCCCGCCCACGCUCACCUGGCUGAAGGACGGGCAGCCGCUGUCGCUUCACCGCAACCUGCUGCUGGACGGCCAGGAGACACGGCUGCAGCUGCCGGACGUGGCGCCCUCUGACGCAGGCCUCUACAGCUGCGUGGCGAGUAACCAGGCUGGCAGCAGCACCAAGAGCUUCAACCUCACUGUGCUCGAGCCUCCAAAGAUAUCCACCUCCGGCUCUCCGGACGAGCUGACGAUCGCUGUGAACAGUCCUCUGGAGCUGGAGUGCUCCGCCGUGGGGGUCCCGCCCCCCUCCCUCAGCUGGCUCAAAGACGGCCGCCCUCUGGAAGGACCCGGCAUCGUCCAUCAGGACGGUCAUUUUGUCCGGAUCAGUAAAGUUCAGGUGGAGGAUGCAGGUCUGUACACCUGCUUGGCCAGCAGCCUCGCCGGAGAGGAUGGAAAGAAUUACUGGGUCCGAGUCCAAGCCCCGCCGACGCUGCUCGGCUCUGGUGACGUGAGGACACUGACGGUUCCGGUUAAUGGACACCUGACCUUGGAGUGCCUGGCCGGCAGCGACCCUCCUCCUGACAUUGAGUGGUACAGGGAUGACAUUAAACUGCAGCCGGGUGGUCGCAUCCAGCGGCUGGCAGGGGGUCAGUACCUGGAGAUACAGGAAGUCCAGCCUGAGGACAGCGGCCAGUACAGCUGUGUGGUGACCAACAUCGCUGGAAGCACCAGCCUGUUCUUCACUGUGGAGAUUAUCUUGCCCCCGGUAAUAAAGGAGAGCGGCGCCGUGGUGACUGUGCAUAUCGGUAAGGAUGCAGUUUUACCGUGUGAGGUGGAAGGCGGCUCCUCACCUGCAGUCAUGUGGCGGAAGGAUGGAUUCCCCAUACCGAAAGACAGCAAGAAGUACACGUUGCUGUCGGAGGGCUCUCUCACUGUAUCCGGGGCUCAGCUGAGCGAUGCCGGUCGUUACUACUGCACCGUGUCCAACCAGGCGGGUUCAGAUCACAGGGGGAUGGAUCUCCGGGUUUAUGUGGGUCCUUCCAUCAGUCCGGGCCCAUUCAAUGUGACCGUGACCACGGGGAUCAGAGCUGUGCUGAGCUGCGAGACCACAGGCAUACCCCCACCUACAGUCUCCUGGAAGAGGAACGGCGCUCCGCUCGAUGUCAGCCUGCAGCCCGGCGCAUACAGGUUACUGUCCUCUGGGUCCCUGGUUCUUCUGUCCCCAGCCAAUGAGGACGAAGGUUAUUUCGAGUGCACUGCAGUCAAUGAUGUGGGAGAGGAGCGUAGGGUCAUCGAGGUCAACCUGCAAGUGGCGCCGUCUAUCGAAGAUGACGUUACAGCAGUGAAAGCGGUCAAAAUGUCUCCGGUGGUGUUGCCUUGUCACGUACAAGGACGCCCUCAGCCUGCCGUCACCUGGACGAAGGGAGGGGCCAAGCUGAGCACCAGAGGGGGAAGUUACCGCAUCCUUCCAACGGGAGAGUUGGAGAUAACCGCUGCCGUGCCAAGUCAUGCUGGCAGCUACACAUGCUCGGCCCGCAACCCAGCCGGAGUGGCGCACAAACACAUCAGCCUCACAGUGCAAGAGCUGCCAGAGAUCAAGCCGUCCGCAGACGAAGUGCAGGUGGUGUUGUAUCACGCCGCCGUUCUCCCUUGUGAGGUCCGAGGCUUCCCCAGGCCAUCAGUCACCUGGCAGAGAGAGGGGGUCCCUAUAGCUGCAGGCCACCGGCUGGCUGUGCUCUCAAACGGAGCCCUGAAGUUCUCUCGUGUGACGCUCGGCGAUGCCGGGACCUACCAGUGUCUGGCCAAGAACGAAGCUGGUGUCGCUGUGGCCAGAACCAAGCUAGUCCUCCAAGUUCCCCCAGUGCUGAGUGUCCCUCGUGUGGAGUACACCGCCGUCCUGGGCCAGCCCGUCAGUCUGGAGUGUGUCGCUGAUGGACAGCCUCAACCUGAAGUGACCUGGCACAAAGACAGGAGGCCUGUGGUUGAUAGCGCUCACACACACGUCUUUGCCAAUGGAACCCUGGCAAUCAUGUCGUCUCAGCGCAGUGACGCAGGACUCUACACGUGCACUGCCAAGAACCUGGCUGGCCGAGUCAGCCACGAUAUGAGGCUGUUCAUUCAAGUGCCGCCCAUGAUUCCUCCUGCUCAGACUGAGCUGUCAGUGGUUCAGGGAUUCCAGGCCCUGCUGCCCUGUGCCGCUCAGGGCUCGCCAGAGCCCCGGGUGUCCUGGGAGAAAGACAGGGCCCCCGUGCCCAAGCUUCCCGGUAAAUUCACCGUCCUGCGAUCAGGAGAGCUGAUCAUCGAGCGGGCCGAGCUCGGGGAUGCGGGCGUGUUCACCUGCGUCGCCACCAACGCCGCAGGCUCCGCGAGGCAGGACAUCCACCUGUCGAUCAACAUGAGGCCGGCCUUCAAGGAGCUGCCAGGCGACGUCACCCUGAACAAAGGGCAGAGCCUGGCCUUAUCCUGCCACGCUCAGGGAACGCCGCCUCCCGUCAUCUCCUGGGCGAGCAACAACCGACCCUACGCAGGUGCAACUGUGGACGAGGCAGGCAGGAGCUCCAUCGUCAUUGAGAAUGUGACCAUGACUGAUGCGGGGACCUACGUGUGCAUUGCGGAGAACAGCGUGGGCUCGAUCCGAGCGCUCUCGUUCGUCCGAAUCAGGGAGCCUCCCGUGUUGAAGGGUGAAGCCCGCAUGUCUCAGACGGUCGUCCAGGGUGCCUCCGCAGUGCUGGACUGUCCGGUCCACGGAGACCCCAGCCCCAUCCUGCACUGGCUCCGGAACGGAAAACUUUUAAUGCGCUCCAUCCGGAUGCAGGCGCUUCACAACGGCUCCCUGGUCAUUUACGGCAUCACGGCAGCAGACGAAGGGGAGUAUCAGUGUGUGGCUGAGAGUGAGGCCGGAACAGCGGAGAGGACAAUCGCUCUCAAAGUUCAGGUCAACGGAGGCUACUCUAACUGGGAGGAGUGGGGUCCCUGCAGCAGCUCCUGUGGGCAAGGCUUCCAGGAACGAAUCAGAUUAUGCAACAACCCAGAGCCGGCCAAUGGCGGACGGUCAUGCAGCGGCCCCAGUAUUGACUCCAGGAAAUGUCAGACUGGUCUGUGUCCAGGUGACGUUCCUCGUAAGACCAGAGGCAGUCUGAUCGGGAUGGUGAAUGAGAGGGAGUUUGGUGUGUCCUUCCUGGAGGCAAACAUCACAGACAACACGGAGGAGGGGAGCAGCACCCUGCAGGCACGCCUGGACAACGUCCCCCCCUCUGUGGGUCCCUUGCUGCGCGUGCUGGUGUCAGUGUUCACUCCGGUGUAUUGGACCACUGUGCUGCAGAGCGGAGCAGCCAGAAACGGCUACUCCUUCACUCAGGGCCAGUUCAGACAGGAGUCUCAGCUGGAGUUUGAGACUGGAGAGGUCCUGCGUUUGACCCACGUCGCCAGAGGCGUGGAUCCUGAAGGAGUCUUGCUCAUCGACAUCGUGAUCAACGGCUUUGUUCCCCCCUCGCUGUCGUCAUCACAUCUCAGCUUACAGGAGUUCGAUGAGUCAUACGUGCAGACGGGCCAAGGGCAGCUGUACUCGUGGUCAUCUCAAGCCCACCAGAGAGGAGGAAGCCCCAUGGUGCUGCGCUGCAAUCACACAAUUAUUUACGAGGACCAGGAGGAGCGCCAGGGCCCUCUGCUCCAGCUGCUCAAGGUCUCCGGUGUGAACAGCGUCUACAACAUGUUGACCCUCACUCUGGAGUUCCACAUCACUGCCAGCCUCAUCAUCCCAGAUGGUUAUGAAGACACGUGCCCUAAAGGGUUCGUUCUUGACACAGCCUCCUACUGUGCUGAUGAAGAUGAGUGUGCCCUGCAGUCUCCCUGCUCUCAUUCAUGUAACAACAUCAUGGGAGGCUUUUCCUGUUCCUGCCCCUCUGGCUUCACCAUUUCUGCAGAGAGCAACACAUGCCAGGAUAUCGACGAAUGCGCCCAAGGCUCACACAUGUGCCACUACAACCAGCAGUGUGUCAACACACUGGGGACCUACCGCUGCCAGGCCAAGUGUGGACCGGGAUUCCAGCCCAGCAUCACGGGGACCGGCUGCGAAGAUGUGGAUGAGUGUCAGGAGUCUGUUGUCUCCCCGUGCCAGCACCAGUGCCUCAACACUCUGGGUUCCUAUCGCUGCAUCUGCCACCCUGGUUACCAGAUGUCAGGCCAACGCUGCGUCGACAUCAACGAGUGCAUGAGGAACGUGUGCCCAGCUCACCAGCAGUGCCGCAACACAGAAGGAGGGUACCAGUGCUUUGACAGCUGUCCAGCUGGGAUGACCCAGGCGGAGAACGGAGCCUGCAUGGACAUUGACGAGUGCCUGGACGGGAGCCACAUGUGUCGCUACACUCAGAUCUGCCAGAACACCGUCGGGGGUUACGCCUGUGUGUGUCCCAGAGGCUACAGGUCUCAGGGAGUGGGCCUUCCAUGUUUAGAUGUGGAUGAAUGCCAGCAGACGCCCAGCCCGUGUGCCUACCAGUGCAGGAACGUGCCCGGCAGCUUCAGGUGCACGUGUCCCCCGGGCACCGUGCUGCUCGGGGACGGACGCUCCUGCGCCGGGCUGGAGAGGGGCCAGACCUUCGCCAACGGCACCAGGGUCCGGGCCAGACUCCGCCCCCAGCUGGUCUCGUCCCUCGGCCGGCCGAUCCUGUCCAGGUCUCAGGGAGUGUCCCGGAUCACCCGGCAAAGCUGCCCGGCCGGAUACACCAACAGAGACGGGACGUGUGUCGAUGUGGACGAGUGUCUGUUCAGGAAGCCGUGCCAACACGAGUGCCGAAACACCAUUGGCAGCUUCCAGUGUUUAUGUCCUCCAGGAUACCAGCUGCUGCCCAACGGCAGAAGCUGUAAAGACAUCAAUGAGUGCACAGAGCAGGGUGUCCAGUGUGGACACAACCAGAUGUGUUUCAACACUCGAGGAGGAUACCAGUGUCUGGAUACACCCUGUCCUGCGUCCUACCAGAGCGGAGGAAGCCCUGGGACGUGCUUCCGGCCCUGCUCUCUGGACUGUGCCACGGGAGGCUCUCCUCUGAUCCUGCAGUACAAGCUGCUCACGCUGCCCUCCGGCAUACCGGCCAAUCACAACGUGGUGCGCCUCUCCGCCUUCUCCGAGUCCGGCGUGCUGCAGGAGCGCACCUCCUUCGUGAUACUGGAGCAGGAGUCGGCGGCGGGCGCGACGGGCCGGGUGUUCGGCAUCCGGGACGAGGCCGGCAGGGGGAUCAUCUUCACCCUGCGGCCGCUGGACAGACCGGGCCUGGUGCGGCUCAAGGUGCAGGCCACCACCAUCUCACCGCAGGGACGCAUCACCUACCAGAGCAUCUUCAUCAUCUACGUCUCCAUCUCGGCGUACCCCUACUGAUCCCGCACAGGAGACCGUCCGGCGGUGGCGUUCGGACGCCUCCCGCCCGCGCCGUGCCUUUGGACACCAUGAUAAUCUCCCGUACCAGAUGAGGCGGGCUGGGUUCCCGGGGGAGUUUCAAACCCUCCUUUCAACGUCGCCUUCAGUGGGAUCUGAUCAACAAUUGCUGGGCAAAACCUUUUACACUGAAGACAUACGAACACAAUCAGCUGUUCAUGUUUUUAUUAUGUAUCCCAGAAAGACUGAAACCAUCGUUUUAAUUCAUAAAAUACAUAAAAGUGUCAAACAAGCACUGAAAGUCGUUUCAGCACCUGUCAGGAAAUGCCACAUCUUUUAUUGUUCUGCUUUGUAUCGUUUUCUAAGUUAGUUUCAAAUGUUGAGUUUCUAUUUUUUUGGGACUGGUUUAUCCUCUUAUAAAAAUACUUUUGUCGCCGACUGUUGGAAAUACAGGCCUGCCACAAAUAUUUCCUCAGCUAUGAAAUUGUGCCACGUUUCCCCCCAUUUUUAUCACUUUAAUUUAUUUAAGUCAUUUGAACACAUCAACUGGUGCGUUGAGCCACCGUCACACACGCUUUGUGCCUCGCAGUGACAGAGGCUCGUGCUUCGUCUGUUCUGUGUGUUUUUCUGCUGGUUUACAGGAAUUCUUCUGUCUCCUCACAUGUGAAGGUGCUGCU